AUGGCUCCGGCCCCCGUGGAUUUCCACCGACAGACCCGGCCGGGCAAUUUCCAUGCCGGCUACCAAGAAAUCCAAGGAAUCAACUUGGGCUACUUACAAAUCGACGGCACCCAGAUGUUCGCCCUGGCCCAGGUGCUCAGCGACCUGUUCAAGGACAUCCCCAGGACCACCAUCAGCAAGAAGAUGGAAACCUUAAAGAUCAAGAGCCGCCGCUGCGACCUGGCCGAGCUGCGGACCCUCAAGGCCAUCAACUCGGUGCCCACGCGGGCCGUGAAAGCCGGCGGUUGUUGCGGCUCCCCCGGCCGGGCCCCGCCGCCCCCCGGCCCGCAGCAGCUCCAGCCGGCCCGGGGGGGGCUCUUUGCGGCCGUUCUGGCCGGUUCCCCCCGGCACCUGCCGCUGCUGCACCCCGCGGCCGCUCAGCCCUGCGCGCUCCCGGCCGGUGGCCACCGGCGGGGCCCGAGCUGGCCCAAGGGGCUCCCCCCGCCCGCAACGGGACCCGCGGCCGCCGGGAAGGGCCGGGCCCGCGGCUUCCCCGCCUCCAAGCGCCAGGGAACCUCCGCCGGCUACUCCAGCGACUCGGACUCCAGCCUGGACCUGAGCACGCGGUACCGGCAGGCGGCCCUGCCCCGCUUCCAGCCCCUCCGGGAGGCGCCGGGCGAGGAGCGGCCGGGGGAGCCCGAGCUCCUCUUCCUCUCGCAGCAGCUCUGGGCCCGCACCCUGCGAGCCACAACUUUGGAAAGUUUCAGCGCCGCCGCAGCGCCGGGCCCGGGGGCUCAGCCGGGGCUGUACGCGAAGCUCGAGGCCUCCCCUGCCUCCUCCUCCUCCUCCUCCUCCUCCUCCUCCUCCUCCUCGCCCCCUCCCUCCCCGAGCAGCACCCCCGGGGGGGCCCCGCCACAAAAGGAGCGCGGCUUUGGGGACGCCGGAGGGAAGGAUUUGCACAAAGAUGCCUCCAACAAUAGCUCCUCGUUCCAGCGGCCCAGCGGAGCCUCCCCGGGGCCGGCGCCUUCCUCAGAGGCGUCCCCGGAGCUGCGGGGGAGCCCCGGCCCCGCUGCCCCCGGGGAACCGCGGCCGGAGCACUUUGACCGCCUGAUCCGCCAGUCCAAGCUGUGGUGCUACGCCAAGGGUUUCAACCUGGACGGGAAAGGUUUGAGACACGGCAGGGACGGCCCGGAGCCCUGGAGGGGAGCGGAGCUGCGGUUCCAACCCCGCGGAGGAGCCCAGAGCCCCCCGGCGCUGCGGAGCCGCCGGGACGGCAACGCCAAACGCCGGCGCCUCUCCAGGGUCACCGAAAAGCAACGCGACUCCUCCAAAAACAGGCGGCCGAAAACUCCCAGGAGGAAUUCCAGGAAGGGAAACACUCCCUGCAAAAGCAGCCCGCCUCGGAAUUCCUUCAGCCUCAUGGGCAAUUUCCCCUGCACGCCCUCGCUGGUGGUGGGCGAGGACGGGGAUUUGUGCCCGGCUUCGUCGCUGGGAGGGAAAAACUCGUGGGCGCUGUCCAAGACUCACCCGCUGUGGCGAUGGCACCUGGGGGGCAGCGCCAUCCCCGUGCCCCCCAGCCUCAAAUUCCGCCUGGAGGGGCCCUGAGGAGCGCGGCAGAGACCGGGAAAAGUUCCAGGAUGGCGGCAGAGCGGGAGGAAAAACAUCCAUGGAAAUCCAAGGAAUCCAAGGAAAAAUGAGCCCUGAUUCCAAUAUAUUCCCUCUUUUGGAAAGCCA
This is a messenger RNA of Pseudopodoces humilis (Tibetan ground-tit), 1713 nucleotides long. The record is from RefSeq and is a predicted model, not a curated record. Lineage: Eukaryota; Metazoa; Chordata; Aves; Passeriformes; Paridae.